CUCCAACUGAAAGCUGACUCUCUGGUCGAUGAUAAACUGGAAGUUGACAAGUGGAAUUCAAUGAUUCGCAAGCUUGUUCAUGGUGAUGUUCCGUCUGAAACUCCUCGUCUGAAAUUGAAAAGGAAUGCGUAUGCAACAGCAAUAAUGGAAAAGAAUACUAAUUCAAAAAAAAAAGUGGAAAAUGAGAAUGAGCAAAUGAAAAUGGAAGUAAACAUUUAG
This is a messenger RNA of Caenorhabditis briggsae, 219 nucleotides long. It is a transcript of the gene Cbr-kri-1, whose product is annotated as Protein CBR-KRI-1. The record is from RefSeq and is a predicted model, not a curated record. Lineage: Eukaryota; Metazoa; Nematoda; Chromadorea; Rhabditida; Rhabditidae. The transcript is spliced from 2 exons. The annotation marks the transcript as partial.